AUGCUUGACCUUACGUUAGCUCAAGUUGCUUCUGUCUCAACUCCUGUCACUGAGGUACCUCCUUGUGACCCAAUUACUACUUUUGUGUCUACAACACAACCUAUUAAUCAAGCUACUAUCAUCGCUGAGGAAUUUAUUGAGUCUCCUACUUUAGGGGCUGCUAGUUCUUUAUCAACAGAUAUCAUUGCUCAAGGAAACUCCACUUUCCAUUUGGAGACCGAGAGAUUGAUUGAGCGAGAUCUUGGUUCUAAUAAGUUUGCCUCAUUGGCUUUACCGAAAGAAGAAGCAGAUUCGUCGGAUUCAGACAAGGAGUCAGAUGAGACGGAUUUUAUGACACCUUCCGGGAAGAGAAUCCUUCGAGACAGACCGGUUAAACCAUCGACAAAGGCUAAAGAAAUGAAUUGGCAAAUAACGGCUCGUGGACGUGAAGGGCGUGGCUGA
This is a messenger RNA of Microthlaspi erraticum, 441 nucleotides long. Lineage: Eukaryota; Viridiplantae; Streptophyta; Magnoliopsida; Brassicales; Brassicaceae. The record is from the annotation of a GenBank genome assembly.